CAGAAAUUGAAGAGUUAAUGAGCUUUUAGAUUUCAAAUAUUCGAAAAGUUUAGCGAACACCGAGGCAUCAAAAUGGACGGCAGCAUUUCGACGUAUUGUUCUGCAGUCAAUCACCCGAACGAUACAGGUCGAGUUCGUCGGCGCACCACCGCAUUUCUGUUUUGAGGAAUACGAGGUACGACUACUUGACGAAACCGGUAUUGAACUGUUAUUCCAUGCAAUUAUAAAGGCUAAAGAUAUGAGAAAGGAAAUUAUUGAUGGAAAAGCGCUGUAUUUUGGUGAAUACAACUUUACUGGAUUAGAGUCGCUUGUUGAAGAGUCACAUAAGAAGGAGAGUGACUCAGGGGAACGAAUGCGGGAAAUGAUUGUCCUUCGCAUUCAUAAACAAUACGGAGUUGACUAUAUUCCAUCUGUGAUUCCGGUAGAAAUGUCGUCGGAUGGUCGAUGUUUAUGUCCAACUAGUGAGCAACACGGAGCUUGCAGUUGUAUAGCGGCCGACUGGAAACGCGUUCGUUUACAACAUCCAACGUCGGUGCUAAUCGUCUACAGUCACGACUGUCCACAACACGAUGCGGCCGUGAUAGCGUUAGCUGAACUACUACGAGACACUUUCAAGAUGAAAGUGCAUGUAAUAGUAAUUAAUUCGAUUGGUUCGUGUUAUCGAGUCCAAGCACGUUGUCUGGGCGAAGAGACUGUAGAGAGGGUGGAAAAGUCGCCACUCGACGGCAUUUUUCUUAGUCAAAUUGAUUUGGUCCUACAACACGCACGUGUAGUCUCGGCUCGCUUCAGCUACACUCCAUCGAGUUUCACGCUAUUCGCACUCAGUCCGUUGCUACAAUACACUAUACCGGAGAAUCUCGGUCUUUUCGUCGCGUCAUUAAGCGAAUCACAAUUACGGAACGAUCCACGACUAGCCGGCUAUGAUCCUUCACUCGCCCGUCUUCGUACCGCUAUCGCCGCCAUGACGCAGCUCAUUGACAGUGACCCAAAAUGGUUUCAAAAGUCUCACCAUCGUGUGAAGCGUGUUAUAGCCAAGACACCAUUCGACACUUCAUUUGCUCGAUUGUCACGCCAAGCAGAUGGUAUCGAUACUCCUCCAUCUACGGUUCAGUCUCUGACCUUCCAUUCUUGUUGCUCAAAUGCUACGGAUUCGAUGUCAAAAUCUGCAAGUCAUGCCAUGCUCGGCACUUCUCCACUCGAAGAAGACGCCAAGCCUCUCCUAGCGGAACCGGACGAGGAAGAAACCACCGACGAAAAGCAAGGCGCGGGCAGCGUCUCGGCGUUCAACACACUUUGCGCCGAAAACACAGCAUCAGAACACGAGGCUCAUGAGAGGUUACGGCUAACGGUUCCAUCACAUGACGACACAUCUCAUUUGCAAAGUGAAGAAAUGACUACUGAGCCGCCAUCACGCCAAAAGAACGACGUCAUUGCCGAUAAUGACUCGGGCAUGGUUAGCGACCUGACUAGUGGUCAGUUGUCUGUCUAA
Angiostrongylus costaricensis is the source of this 1489-nucleotide messenger RNA. The record is from the annotation of a GenBank genome assembly. NCBI's taxonomy places the organism in Eukaryota, Metazoa, Nematoda, Chromadorea, Rhabditida, Metastrongylidae.